Molecule: messenger RNA, 1713 nt
Organism: Vicia villosa (hairy vetch)
Lineage: Eukaryota; Viridiplantae; Streptophyta; Magnoliopsida; Fabales; Fabaceae
Exons: 3
Coding region: 1-1713 (570 amino acids)
Molecular function (GO): zinc ion binding; nucleic acid binding
Source: RefSeq, a predicted model, not a curated record
AUGGAAAAUCAAAAGAAUGUGUAUAUCAAGAAAAAUGAUUCUAAAAGGAUUGUAGUUAAGUGUAUGGAAGGCUGCAAGUUUCACUUAAGGUUCAGCAUGAGGAAUGGGCAGAAUUAUUGGCAGAUUGUUAGUUAUGUGAGUGACCAUACUUGUUUUAGAACUGCUGACAACAGGAAUGCUAAGACUCAGUGGCUUGCAAUUAGGUUUACACAAUUGCUAAGGCACAGUCCAUACAUGAAGCCAGCUGGUCUAGUUGCUGAAACACUUCAGAGAUGGGGUUCAAAGAUAACUAUAGAUCAAGUAUAUAGGGCUAAAAGAAAGGCUUUGGAAAUGAUCCAAGGUGCUGGUAUAGAUCAAUUCAGACACUUGAGAAGCUAUGGAGAGGAGUUGUUGAGGUCCAAUCCCAAGAGUACUGUGGUUAUUAAAUGUGCAGAAAACAAUGGCAAUCCAGCAUUUGAGAGAAUCUACAUUUGUUUGGAUGCCUGCAAGUCAGGAUUUGCCACCUACUGUAGACCUAUCAUUGGAUUGGAUGCAUGUUUUCUUAAGGGUGAUUAUGGUGGCCAACUGAUGUCAGCUAUAGGCAGAGAUGCAAACAACCAAAUAUAUCCAAUAGCUUAUGCAGUUGUUGAGGCUGAAACCAAAGACUCAUGGCAGUGGUUCUUGCAUAUACUACUAGAAGAUUUAGGAGCAUUCAAUGAUAGGUGUUAUGGCUUUAUUUCUGACCAACAUAAGGGUUUGGUUCCUGCUAUCCAAGAAUUAGGUGACAACAUGGAGCAAAGAAUGUGUGUCAAACACCUUUAUGGUAAUUGGAAGAAGAAACAUUCUGGUUUGAUGCUUAAACAGGCUAUGUGGGCAGCAGCUAGAGCUACUUGUGUUCCUAUGUUUGAUAGAGAAAUGGAGAAGUUGAAGCUUCUAAAGCCAGAUGCAUGGAAGGACAUGGCUGACAUUCCUGCUAAAUAUUGGUCAAGAUCUCAUUUCAAGACAUUUUCAAAGUGUGAUAUUCAGGUUAAUAACAUGUGUGAGGCAUUUAAUAGGGUAAUUUUAGAGCAUCGAGACAAGCCAAUCAUAACACUUUUGGAAGGAAUCAAGCAUUAUAUCACAAAGAGGAUAACUAAACAGAAGACACUAUUACAGGACUAUGAGGGUGUUAUAUGUCCUAGAAUCCAAUUGCUCAUAGAGAAUAACAAACAGGAGGCACAAAACUGGACCCCCUCUUGGCAUGGAAAUGAUGACUUAUCCAUCUUUAGAGCUACCAAUGGAGUUGAGACUUACUGUGUCAAUCUGAAAAAUGAAUCAUGUAGCUGCAGAAAAUGGGAGUUCAAGCUUACAUUUGGAAAGUGCUAUGCUAACAUUGUGUAUCCAAAUAAUGGACCACAACUUUGGACCAAUGUUGACCAUGUGCCAAUGUCUCCUCCUGUCAUGAGAAGGGCAAUUGGCCGUCCUAAGAAGAUGAGGAACAAAACAUCUGAUGAGCCACAGAAUCCCUUUGUUCUUCCUAAGAAGUUUGGAACUGUCACUUGCAACAAAUGUGGACAAGCUGGACACAACAAGAGGAGUUGUAAGGGAAAGAGGGCAGCUGAUAGGCAGAUACCUAAAGGGGGCAACAAGGCAAAGAAAUCUAAGACAACCAGUAAGGCGAAGAAGAUUAAGGGAAAAGAAAAACCAGUUGAGAUUGGUCAAGGAUCUCAGGCACCUCAACCAACUCAGGAUUAG